AUGACGAGCUUUCGUAUGACGGACUCGUCUACAGCUUGCGUCCAACGCUGCCGUAUUCCACAGCUUCCUCUCAUCAAAGGCGGCCUGAUCAACACGUGGAAGCGGCGCUGGUGUGUUCUGAAGGACGAGACGUUCCUCUGGUUCAGGGCGAAGCAGGAGGCUCUGAAGCAGGGCUGGCUUCACAAGAAGGGCGGCGGCUCGUCCACGCUGUCCCGCAGGAACUGGAAGAAGCGCUGGUUCGUUCUGAGACAGAGCAAACUCAUGUACUUCGAGAACGACGGAGAGGAGAAGAUGAAGGGCGUGCUGGACAUGCGCGACGCCAAUGCAACACCAAUAAUCCCUUGGAAGACAUACCGUCAGAAAGUGUGCGGCAAAGUCUAG
This is a messenger RNA of Notothenia coriiceps (black rockcod), 381 nucleotides long. It is a transcript of the gene cyth1b, whose product is annotated as cytohesin 1b. The coding region runs from base 1 to 381 and encodes 126 amino acids. NCBI's taxonomy places the organism in Eukaryota, Metazoa, Chordata, Actinopteri, Perciformes, Nototheniidae. The record is from RefSeq and is a predicted model, not a curated record. Gene Ontology annotation, biological process: regulation of cell shape; cytoskeleton-dependent intracellular transport; regulation of filopodium assembly. The transcript is spliced from 3 exons. Gene Ontology annotation, cellular component: filopodium. Gene Ontology annotation, molecular function: actin filament binding; plus-end directed microfilament motor activity; phosphatidylinositol-3,4,5-trisphosphate binding.